ACUCCCUCUCAUUUGAAACCCCGCGCUCCCCUCCUUCGGCGCUUGCUGAGCUUAUUGCCCUAGGGCUUCUCCGAGCUCCUAUGGCGGACACCAAUUCGAGCCUUUCUCCUUCUCCUGACACUCGUUCUUCUGCAUCGCCGAGGGAUGAUCUACGCCCUAUGGGAAUAAAGAUUGCGGAACUAAAUGAAUCGCAGUCAGAGUUGUUGAAUAGGCUGCAAGGUUUGAAACAGGAUUUGCAAGACUGGAAAUCUAAAUUGGACACUCAAGUCAAGACAUAUAAGGAAGAACUGAUCGAGCUUAAGAAGGUACUAAAUACUGAUCUGGAUCAACUGAAAUCAGACUUCCAAGAACUGAGAACCACUUUACAGCAGCAGCAAGAUGACAUAUCUGAUAGCUUAAGAAACUUGGGGCUUGAGGAUCUUUCUGAACCUUCCAAGGAACCAGAGGAUAAAGAUAACGCGAAUGCUUCUAAUAAAGCAGAGCCUUCUUUGCCGGAAAUUACAGAGGAAACCAGUCCAGUAGAUGCGUCAGCAUAGGUAGCAUGAGGAUGGGCUUUCCAUUACAUCAACAUUGAUGAGAAUGGGCCUUAUUAGCUAUUGUUAAUGGGUAUGUUACACUACCAUUUCUACUGUGUCUGCGUUUCUCUUAGAAGAACAUUAAAAACUACUUGAUUCCUCUUAGGUAUUGUUGCACUCCAAAUUCAUAUACCUUCUUGCUGCAAGGCAUUUGUAAUCAUACAUUACUGUGUCAUCUACAUUAAUUUGAACAAGAAAGUUAAACUUCAUUAAUUUGUUUUAGUUCACAUGUAA
Messenger RNA from Dendrobium catenatum, 809 nucleotides. RefSeq names its product CAP-Gly domain-containing linker protein 1. Bases 81 to 536 code for a protein of 151 amino acids. The record is from RefSeq and is a predicted model, not a curated record. Lineage: Eukaryota; Viridiplantae; Streptophyta; Magnoliopsida; Asparagales; Orchidaceae. The transcript is spliced from 7 exons.